Messenger RNA from Blepharisma stoltei, 1080 nucleotides. NCBI's taxonomy places the organism in Eukaryota, Ciliophora, Heterotrichea, Heterotrichida, Blepharismidae. The record is from the annotation of a GenBank genome assembly.
AUGUCUUUUGACGCAAAUAAGCUUGGGCUUUUGAGUAUGAGGAUUCCUGCGUAUGAGCUUCCACAAGCACAGAAAACUUCUCAGCCUAUUAAAUUACUUCAAUUUGGAGGCCCUUCUAAGCUACUGAAGCCAAUUCACCAAAAGCACACACAGCCGGCUGCGAUUCGUUCACAAAUACAAGAAGUUAAGAGAAAUCAGCACACUGAUGAAACUGGAUGCCAAACAAAUUUGGAAGAUGAUCUAAUAAGUUACCAAUAUCAAAAGGAUAUCGGGAUUAAUGCAGAUGAGCUUCAAGAUAUGCAAUUUUUAGAAGUCAAUGAUAUUGAAGAUAUUCCAUUGCAAACCCCUGCUGUGAAUUAUAGUGAAGGGAGAAUUCUAAUGCCAGUUCCAACACAGCAGUUUGAAGCAUCAGUAGAUAUUGAUGAAAAACAGUUUACAGAAUUGCCACCAAGACCUAUUAGCCCUUCAGUCCUUAGAGAUAUUGAAGAAAGCGCUAAAUUAAUUAGAGAGGAAGAAGAGAGGCUUGAAAUGCUAAGGAAAGAUCCAAUGUAUCAUAUAAAACAAACUAAAGAGUAUAGACUAAAGGUUCUUACUGAGCAGCUAGCAAACUUAGAGGAUGUUGCUUGCAAACUUGAAUAUGACAUGAAAAAUGAGAAUGAGAGAAUUGAAGAUAUCGAUUUAAAUUACAGAAAAGAGCUUGAAGCUGAAAAGAAAAAAGUAGCUUUGAGUAUUGUUGAAAAAAUGGAAAGGAGAAUUGAAGACUUGCAAGAUUAUGAUAAUGAAGAAGCAAGAAUUGCAAGGGUUUUGGCUGCGAAUAAACAGCUAUAUGGAGAAAUUGAUAGUGCUUUGAAGAAAAAAGAAAAAGGAGAGCACGAAGAAGUUAAAAUUGAGCAAGAGCAGCCAAUAGUGAUAGGCCCAAGUGUGAAAGCAAGGCCUGCUAAAUUUAAUGCGAGAGAAUAUAGAAAAAACACGAGAGGGAUUAUCACAAAAAGACUUAAUUCAGCAAUGGGAACUGCUCAGCAAGUGAUUCAAAUGUCUAAAAAACAAGUAAGGCCUGCUAUAGUUUCAAUGAAAUAUUAA